CAAAAAAUAACAUUAUAUUUUAAUGAUUUCUGUAAUUGUUGUUCACAAACGUGUCACCGUAUUUAAAUUGUACGAACAAAUGAUUAGAAAUUGUCAUGCUUCCACCGUAAGCCACGACACUUAUUCAAGAAGCCAUCCACUUGCUUCGGCUGCACGACAAGACUAUGGCUUCUCUCCGAAGCGUAUCCCUUCUAUAAAUACUCACUACCUCAAGACUUCACUCACACUUCGCAUACACUCCUCCACAACAAUGAACCCGUUCGUAGAUUCCAAUAUUUUUGUUCGCAUGGCGCAAGACAUGGAAGAUGAAGACCAUGACCUCGAGGUUGCGACGUACCAACAUCGUAGGCGUCGUGCACUUAACGAGCGACGGUAUGCUGGUUCCAUUCCCGGUCGUGUUCGAAUCCAUCGUGACCAUAUCAGCGGUGAUGCAAGAAUCCGAGCCGACUACUUUUGCGCGCAACCGGUGUACACGGAUGCACAAUUUCGGAGGAGGUUUCGCAUGCGUCGCCAUGUGUUUGAGCGUCUCGUUCUUGCUGUGCAACAAGUGGAUCCGUACUUCGUUCAACGUCCAAACUGUGCGGGUGAGCUAGGCCUAUCUGCCCUUCAGAAAGUUGUUGCUGCCGUACGUAUCCUUGCAUACGGUGUUCCUGCGGAUGCCGUUGACGAGUACGUACGAAUUGGAGAAUCUACAGCACAUGAGGCUUUGAAACACUUUUGCACUGCCAUACAAACUGCUUUUGGGGGGUAUUAUCUUAGGAAACCUACUCCUGCUGAUAUCGCUAGGCUUCUCCAUGUUGGAGAAUCACGCGGCUUUCCUGGUAUGCUUGGUAGUGUCGAUUGCAUGCAUUGGGAGUGGCGUAACUGCCCAACUGCAUGGAAGGGGAUGUUUACCGGUCGUGGUAAACACCCUACAAUGAUCCUCGAAGCUGUUGCCUCAUAUGACUUAUGGAUUUGGCAUGCAUACUUCGGCAUGCCAGGUAGCUGUAACGACAUCAAUGUUCUUCAGCGUUCUAACUUGUUCGAUUCGCAUCUUCAUGGUGAUAGUCCACCAGUGAGUUUCUCCGUCAAUGGACACACCUACAACAUGGGAUAUUACCUAGCAGAUGGUAUUUAUCCGGACUGGCCAGCGUUUGUGAAGACAAUCCGUCAUCCGUAUGAUGUGAGGACCCAACAUUUUGCCACUGUUCAAGAGUCUGCUAGAAAAGACAUUGAACGAACAUUUGGAGUACUACAGAAGCGAUGGGCCAUAGUUCGUGGUCCUGCAUAUGGUUGGUCUCCACAACACAUUGGAGAUAUCAUGAAAACAUGCAUCAUAUUGCACAACAUGAUCGUAGAAGAUGAAGGACCUUCGUCUAUGAACACAAGCUUUGACAACAUCGGAGUUCUGGCGGAUACUAGUCAUGGUUCAUUUUCCGAGCGCAAUGAGUAUAUCAACAACAGGUACGACCAACUACAUGAUCCAGUCAAAUAUAAUCAGUUGCAGGUUGAUCUAAUCCACCACCACUGGGCGCGGCUUGGAUCGGGAGCUGCUUAAGUAUGAAGUUUAUGUCUCCCAUGUGUUAAGUAUGUUUGUCAUUGUCUAGUCUAGUGUGCUAUGUCGUGAAGCUAUGGUAAUCCGAAGGUAGUAUGUGUUAAGUAACAAGUUUGUCAUGUCGUCUGUUCCGUUAUUCCGAAGCUACUAUGUGUUAAGUACGAUGCAGUUUAUGUUUGUACUAUGUUUGUAGUAAUCCGAAGCUGGCGAAUGUGUAAUGCUAUAAUUCAGGAAUGAUAUAAGAAGUCCACUAUUAUUAAGCAACAUGAUUCAGUUCUAAUAUGACAGAACAUAAAUUGGUCAAGUUCAGAAACAUUAAAUAGUUCUCGAAAACAAAUAAGAGUACUUCCUCAACGAGUUUAAUGAACAUUCACUUGCUUGACGACGAGCUUCCAGUUACCCUAGCCAGAAUCUCCUGUUGUUUUGCCUCGUAGUACUGGCGAAGAAGGGGGUUACAUUUUGUCAAAUCCAUGCUCAAUAUGAGAACCUCCUGUUCCGUGUCCUCCUUCACCUUUUGUCGUUCCAUCUUCAUCUUCUCUAAGUUUAGCUUCUUCCUCUCCAAUAUCAGUUUCUGCCUCUCCUGUUUUUUCAUGAACUCCAACUUCUUCUCCUCAGUUGAAGCUACUGAUUUGUAGACAGAUAACCGUUCCAAAGAGAGCUCACCCAUUCGUGUUAGGUACUCCGAAUCAGUGGAUGAUGUGUUUUCUGAUCUUUGCUUCUUUGCCUUUUCCUUUGCUGAAUCACGACCAAGCGGCCUUUUGGAAGUAAAGCUUGAAGGAGCUGAUUCUUCAGCAGCGUCACAGUCAAUAGUAUUUGAUUGGGUACCAAUUGGGUUGGGUGGAGGAUUUUGAGUGCUCAUGUGCUGGUCCAUCCAUUUAGGUUGAUCCUUCAAUAUGGACCAGCAAUGUAAGAAAUGGAAGGGCUUCUUUUCAACAGCAGCAAAACGAGUAGCCGCAAGCG
Zea mays is the source of this 2494-nucleotide messenger RNA. RefSeq names its product protein ALP1-like. The coding region runs from base 23 to 1537 and encodes 504 amino acids. NCBI's taxonomy places the organism in Eukaryota, Viridiplantae, Streptophyta, Magnoliopsida, Poales, Poaceae. The record is from RefSeq and is a predicted model, not a curated record. The transcript is spliced from 2 exons.